ACCUCAUCCACUGAAACAAGUCCCACUAUAACCUCCACCUCAUCCACUGAAACAAGUCCCACUAUAACCUCCACCUCAUCCACUGAAACAAGUCCCACUAUAACCUCCACCUCAUCCACUGAAACAAGUCCCACUAUAACCUCCACCUCAUCCACUGAAACAAGUCCCACUAUAACCUCCACCUCAUCCACUGAAACAAGUCCCACUAUAACCUCCACCUCAUCCACUGAAACAAGUCCCACUAUAACCUCCACCUCAUCCACUGAAACAAGUCCCACUAUAACCUCCACCUCAUCCACUGAAACAAGUCCCACUAUAACCUCCACCUCAUCCACUGAAACAAGUCCCACUAUAACCUCCACCUCAUCCACUGAAACAAGUCCCACUAUAACCUCCACCUCAUCCACUGAAACAAGUCCCACUAUAACCUCCACCUCAUCCACUGAAACAAGUCCCACUAUAACCUCCACCUCAUCCACUGAAACAAGUCCCACUAUAACCUCCACCUCAUCCACUGAAACAAGUCCCACUAUAACCUCCACCUCAUCCACUGAAACAAGUCCCACUAUAACCUCCACCUCAUCCACUGAAACAAGUCCCACUAUAACCUCCACCUCAUCCACUGAAACAAGUCCCACUAUAACCUCCACCUCAUCCACUGAAACAAGUCCCACUAUAACCUCCACCUCAUCCACUGAAACAAGUCCCACUAUAACCUCCACCUCAUCCACUGAAACAAGUCCCACUAUAACCUCCACCUCAUCCACUGAAACAAGUCCCACUAUAACCUCCACCUCAUCCACUGAAACAAGUCCCACUAACCGCCACCUCAUCCACUGAAACAAGUCCCACUAUAACCUCCACCUCAUCCACUGAAACAAGUCCCACUAUAACCUCCACCUCAUCCACUGAAACAAGUCCCACUAUAACCUCCACCUCAUCCACUGAAACAAGUCCCACUAUAACCUCCACCUCAUCCACUGAAACAAGUCCCACUAUAACCUCCACCUCAUCCACUGAAACAAGUCCCACUAUAACCUCCACCUCAUCCACUGAAACAAGUCCCACUAUAACCUCCACCUCAUCCAC
Eriocheir sinensis (Chinese mitten crab) is the source of this 1089-nucleotide messenger RNA. RefSeq lists its product as uncharacterized. The record is from RefSeq and is a predicted model, not a curated record. Lineage: Eukaryota; Metazoa; Arthropoda; Malacostraca; Decapoda; Varunidae. The transcript has a single exon. The annotation marks the transcript as partial.